Messenger RNA from Cucurbitaria berberidis CBS 394.84, 1951 nucleotides. RefSeq lists its product as uncharacterized. The record is from RefSeq and is a predicted model, not a curated record. Bases 387 to 1646 code for a protein of 419 amino acids. The transcript has a single exon. Lineage: Eukaryota; Fungi; Ascomycota; Dothideomycetes; Pleosporales; Cucurbitariaceae.
CAGUGUCGCUCAAACCCCCCGUGGUUCCGCAUAUAUUUGACACAUUCAACUACAGUAACACAUUCUCGUUCGAGUCGCGAUCUCUACCUCCAAAGGUCGCUGUUCGCCUAGCUAGGCUGCAGACAUCGGAGCCGGGCCACUCUGCGCUUUGCUGCCCCAUCUUGAGAAUUGCAAGUGAAAGAAGUCGGGACCAGGAAUUUCAGGCCAUUUCGAACAUCUGUGCGGGCAGUCAUACCUUCGACUCAAGUUGCCGCUCUCGACUGUCGCAGCUUCCAGCAAAUCACUGCGCCCAGCCAAUCUUCGACAGCCUUCGACCGCAUCCAAGUCCUUCAAACGCUCAAGUCAUUUUUGCUUUCAUCACAAAAGUCUUGGAUUACGUCUCUAACAUGGCUAAACGCACAUAUUCACAACGCGACAAGCGGCAAUCUACAUAUGGACAACAGAGCCGCCCAGACCACAGUGACAGCCGAAAGCGAUACAAGACGGACGAUUCCGACGAGUUGCGUUUACCUCCAUCCCCGCCGCCAAGCCGAGGUGAGAAGACGUCUUCAUUGCUGAAGAAGACUCUGAAAGCGUUCGGCGGGCCUAUCUCUGUACCUGAGCCGGAGAUGAUUGUCGAUUCUGCACCGCAGAGUAGCAAUCGACUGGCAGUAUUUGACAAGGUUCUUAAAGAGCGCUUUCAAGCUUCCAAACAAAAGCAACAGAACAUCUACGGUAGCCGGGAGGAUUUUGAAGAGACUAGGAAGAGCGGGAAGAAGUGGAAGCAGCCUGAUCCCAAGCCGAGGAACGGUCAUCUGCCAACGCCGCCUGCAGAGAUUCAGAGACAGGCUCAUCAAGAGCCUCGUAAAUCCCAUAUGAUGCCAACGGCUGAUUCACGCGCGGUCGGCCCCGCAACGAAGAGGCAAACAUCCUUUGUGCCAACAGAGACGUCGCGGCUCUUCGAGAAGGUCAUAAAGAAUGAGCAGCCAAAGCUGCCAUACGAACCGAAAGUCUACAAAGAUGAGAGAACCCCCGCGCCGCGUAGGACCAUCCUGGGACAUGGCUUACUGAAAAAGUCCAAGGAGGCUCAGAUGUGGUCUGCGAAUCAGAGUACAUCACAAAUCCUACAGCUCCCCAAAGAUGUUCGCAAACUCAUAUUCGAGUACGUGCUUGGCGGUAACACGAUUAACGUUGGCUUCGAAACCUACCGGGCGACUUACAAGUCCAGCGAGCUUCGUCAAGUCGUCCCCAUCUUCAGGUACCAUUGUACCGUCUUCGAUAAGCGAACAAACCCGUUCAAGCAGUCACAGCAACCAUAUGUCAACGUCUCAACCGGCUUCACUCUUCUCAACAAUGUCUGCCGACAGAUGUACUUGGAAACUGCAACUUUGCCCUUCAAGCACAAUCUGAUAUCGUUCGGUUCCCACAACAUCAUGUUCAACUUCUUGUUCAUGGAGAAACGGGUCUCAUGUGCGCAGCUCGACGCGAUUACCCAGCUCGUUCUUCCAGAUGCGCUUCCACAGCCUAACAUGCUCAUCUACCUGCGGAACUUGGAACAGGUCUUCUUGGCUGUCGACCAGGACUUUACGAGCAAGGGUUGGUUCCGUGUGGUUCGGCGGGAGGGUGAGGAGCCGAAGCUGGUGAAUAUCCGGUACGCUUCAUAUUGAAGAAAGUCAUUGUGUAUAAUCUGAGGAGAACACUAGACAGUCAUGUAGCUGCAGCAUGGACUGCCACGAUAGCAGGCGUUUCAAAAUCUAGGGUAUGAGCAUCUAGUAGCAUCGUCUAUUUUCGGGUUAAAAUCAUAUCACCUUUCAAGGUGGUGGCAUUCAGUCUGAACAACGUAGCUACCGUUGGUAGUAAGCAAUUGAUAGCUUUUCUUGAGAUAUCUCAGCUAGGUGCUUCCAGUGACUCCUUUAGGAUGCAGACUUUGGUAGUGUCAGCCACGCAUUGCCCAAGCAAGGUGGAUGGCGAC